Molecule: messenger RNA, 2047 nt
Organism: Musa acuminata AAA Group (dessert banana)
Lineage: Eukaryota; Viridiplantae; Streptophyta; Magnoliopsida; Zingiberales; Musaceae
Product: lysine histidine transporter 1-like
Exons: 9
Coding region: 164-1507 (447 amino acids)
Biological process (GO): amino acid transmembrane transport
Cellular component (GO): membrane
Molecular function (GO): amino acid transmembrane transporter activity
Source: RefSeq, a predicted model, not a curated record
GACGGUCUUCUCUGGCAAGUCAACGGAACCUCUCUCUCCCGCUCCUCUUCCCUUUUUAUAUAGUGUAAGUAGUCUCCGCCUCCACUCUCAGGCAUCCCAUUCCCACAGUCUCUGCAAUCUUUUGUCUUCCUCUGCGGUGCUAGUCUAGUUCACCAAGGUGACCAUGGGAACACAAGCUCCUUCACCCCCCGAGGCCUACCACAGCAGCAGCAACAAGACUGAGAAGGAGAAAUCGAUCGAUGACUGGCUCCCCAUCACGUCGUCUAGGAAUGCCAAGUGGUGGUACUCAGCCUUCCACAAUGUCACGGCCAUGGUUGGAGCUGGCGUCCUUAGCUUACCCUACGCCAUGUCUGAACUUGGAUGGGGUCCCGGCAUCGCGGUGCUGAUCCUGUCGUGGAUCAUCACUCUGUACACCCUCUGGCAAAUGGUGGAGAUGCACGAAAUGGUUCCCGGCAAGCGCUUCGAUCGGUACCACGAGCUCGGGCAGCACGCCUUCGGCGACAAGCUCGGCCUCUGGAUCGUAGUGCCCCAGCAGCUGGUCGUCGAGGUCGGGGUCAACAUCGUCUACAUGGUGACCGGCGGCAAGUCCCUCAAGAAGUUCCACGACGUCGUCUGCCCCGACUGCAAAUCCAUCAAGCUCACCUACUUCAUCAUGAUCUUCGCCUCCGUCCACUUGGUCCUCUCUCAGCUCCCCAACUUCAAUUCCAUCUCAGGAGUCUCCCUGGCCGCAGCCGUCAUGUCCCUCAGCUACUCCACCAUUGCCUGGGGAGCCUCGGUGGACAAGGGGAAGCAGGCGAAAGUGGAGUACGGCUACAAAGCUCGGAGCACGGCGGGAACCGUCCUCAACUUCUUCAGCGCGUUGGGGGACGUGGCCUUCGCGUACGCCGGGCACAACGUGGUGCUGGAGAUCCAAGCGACCAUCCCGUCGACCCCCGAGAAGCCGUCCAAGAAGCCCAUGUGGAAGGGCGUCAUCGUCGCGUACAUCGUCGUGGCGCUCUGCUACAUCCCGGUUGCCCUGGUCGGCUACUGGGCCUUCGGCAAUGGCGUCGACGACAACAUCCUCAUCACCCUGGAGAAGCCGCGGUGGCUGAUCGCCGUGGCCAACAUGAUGGUCGUGGUUCACGUCAUCGGGAGCUACCAGAUCUACGCCAUGCCGGUCUUCGACAUGAUAGAAACGGUGCUCGUCAAGAAACUUGAUUUCCCACCGGGUCUAACUCUUCGUCUGAUUGCACGCACGGUUUACGUCGCAUUCACCAUGUUCGUCGCCAUAACAUUCCCCUUCUUCGGAGGACUACUCGGAUUCUUCGGAGGUUUCGCUUUCGCCCCAACCACGUACUUCCUUCCUUGCAUCAUGUGGCUGGCUAUCUACAAGCCCAGAAGGUUCAGCUUAUCUUGGACGACUAACUGGAUCUGCAUCCUACUCGGGGUCAUGUUGAUGAUUUUGUCGUCCAUUGGUGGACUAAGGCAGAUCGUUCUUCAAGCAAAGACCUACCGGUUCUACUCGUAGGAUACGAUCGCGUGGAGGAGCGAGCAUCAGGGCGGACUGCACCAAAAGCUUUCACCUCGGCCCUCACUUUUACCAUCAACCGGAAUGGAACGCUUAUCUAAAGGAACAAGAGGAGGACUACGACAAGACCGCCUUGUGGAUUCGUACCUAUUUUGCAUUAGCAUGCAUGCAUGCAACAUGCUUCCUCUCAACAAGGAGGAGAACUCACGCCGCAUUAUCAUUAUCAUCCUUCUUCCUCUCUUGAUUCCUCAGACUCUCUCUCUCUCUCUCUCUUUAGUAUGUCCACAGCUGAAUUUUCUUCUGUUGGUGGAAUCCAACAAAUCCUACUACAGCGGUGACUCGGAAGUAAGUGGUGAUUCAUCCGAGUCACAGUAAUUGGAUUCGCCACGGAAUUGACGUCGAGGCACACCCAUGGACCCCAAACCUAAACUCGGGUGACCAACUCCAAGUGGUGGACCGGUGGUUGCCCCGUGACAUCCAUUCAAAUCUACAAAAUUUGGAUCAUUGGGGCGAUGUCAAAGAUCAAGAUGCGUAGGGAAU